GACCUUUAGUCUUCUGUAGCAGCCACAAGUCUCCGCCUCUCACACGGCGCUAAACCGAUCCCCACCCAGUGAUCCCCACUCACUCCGAAUCCCCUGCCACCACCCCUCAAGCCCCUACCACCGCCAGCCUCUUCCUCCCCAGCCCUGAUUCUGAAAACUCUGUCCCUGUGAGAAUCCGGCUCUUCACGCAAGCCAUUUUCUAACUUUGUCCCGAAUAGAAAAAAGGAGAAAACAACGCGAAAGUGGAGAUAGGAGCAAACCGGAUAAGUGUUCUAUUGCCCCGAUUGUUGGCCCGCGGCGGGGUGCAAAAAGGGCAGGCCGAAAAAAGACCAUAAGAUGUGGAUCUGGUACAUCUUGCUUAGUUCGGGGACGGGCUCAAGCUCGGUUGAGAGCCAGCUCCUUCCGGGGAACAACUUCACCACAGAGUGCAAUAUCCCAGGGAACUUCAUGUGUGGGGACGGGAAGUGUGUCCCAGGCGGGUGGCAGUGUGACGGACUGCCCGACUGCUUCGACAAGAGCGACGAGAAAGGCUGCCCCAAGAUAAAGUCCAAGUGUGCUCCGACGUUUUUCGCCUGUGCCAACGGGAUCCACUGUAUCAUCGGGCGCUUCCGUUGUAACGGCUUCAGUGACUGUCCUGACGGGAGCGACGAGGAGAACUGCACAGGUAACCCGCUGGUGUGCUUGGAGGCCCGCUUCAAGUGUCGUAACGGGCGCUGUGUGGACCGCAGCUUCCUGUGUAAUGGACAAGACAACUGUCAGGACAACAGCGACGAGGAACACUGCCUCACCACCGCAGAGGCUCCAGGUCAGGACUUUGUAACCCUGGACUACCGGCUGCGUUACUACCCCAGCAUCACCUACGCGGUCAUCGGCAGCGCUGUCAUCUUCGUCCUGGUGGUGGCGCUGUUGGCCUUGGUCCUGCACCAUCAGAGGAAGCGCAGCGUGCUGCUGCCCCGUGGGGUCCGGGGGUCCUCCCACCACCACCACCACCACCAGCCCCUGCUGCUGUCCCGCCUGGUCAUCCUAGACCGGGGACAUGUCCACCCGGCUGGCCCUGGCCUCUCCCCCACCUCCCCUUCUGCUGCGGCCCACUACCCUGCAGGUCCCCCAGGGCUACAGCUGCUGUCUGGGGCCCUCUACCCAGCUGGCAUGCCCAUGGACUCACCACCUUCCUACUCCCAGGCUGUACUGGAUGUCAGCCGGCCUCCUUGGUUCGACCUCCCCCCGCCUCCCUACCUCCCAGACGGGGAGGAGCUGCCGUCAGAAGGUGAGCUGCCCCAGUACGAAGCCCCCACAGUGCGCUCCACUCAGCCAAAUACAUGCCCAUCUGAGCCCCCUACACCCAGAACUGUGGCCCCAGGCUUGUCCCGGCCUAGCCUCAGCUCCAGAGAGGAGUCGGACCAGCUGUAGUCCUCUGGUUACUGCAUCUACGCAGGACUAGUACCCAGCCUCAGCGCUGUGGAUGGCUGAAGAGAGAAGAGCUGUGCGAUAUGUUAAGGCCCAAAGCACUGUCCUGCCUGCUGUGGGAAUGAGAGACAAGGCGCUAUUCUACCUAUAGCUACAACUGACUGACUGACUGACUGAGGCACUUGGAAUCAUUGCUCUUGUACGCUGGUGCCCUCUGCUGGAAAUGUAUCUACAUAUCCCUGACUGGGCUUACUACUCAUUCAAUCAAUCAUCAGUCAAUUGCAUUUAAUCUGUGGCUAUAUAGCGCUUUUUACAAAUUAAUUUCUCACAGUCUGCUUAACAGAAACCAGAGCCUAAACUUCUAAAGACUGAGAAAUACUCCCACAGCCUCCCAACACUAUUCAUCUCCUGUUGGACUGGUGAAGACCAGUUGGGUGGUUGGGCGAAGAUCCUUUAGCUUGGAUUAAGUUGACUGGAUAGAUGGUCAACCUGUGUAGUCCAGUCAUGCAUUAACAAUGAAGUAGGAGUCGCACUAACUAACAGUAUUUGUGGUACUCAUAAGGGGUCAAAUGUCACAUGGUGUUACAGUGGCAGAUGUACAGUGCCUUGCGAAAGUAUUCGGCCCCCUUGAACUUUGCGACCUUUUGCCACAUUUCAGGCUUCAAACAUAAAGAUAUAAAACUGCAUUUUUUUGUGAAGAAUCAACAACA
Oncorhynchus mykiss (rainbow trout) is the source of this 2117-nucleotide messenger RNA. RefSeq names its product low density lipoprotein receptor class A domain containing 3 (gene ldlrad3). NCBI's taxonomy places the organism in Eukaryota, Metazoa, Chordata, Actinopteri, Salmoniformes, Salmonidae. Gene Ontology annotation, cellular component: plasma membrane. Gene Ontology annotation, biological process: receptor-mediated endocytosis. Gene Ontology annotation, molecular function: protein binding. The record is from RefSeq and is a predicted model, not a curated record.